AUGGCACACGAGGACGUGCGCUAUUACAGGGGGCAGUACAAGGAGAGACUCCUGCCCCUGCUCAGGGAAUUCCGGGUGAGAGAGGAGGACUCCACAAACUCGUUUAUCUGCCUCCUGAAGAAGAUGAAAGAAGUGCGAUUGAUGGAGAAGGUUGUGGAAGAGAAAGAGGAGGCCUUCAUGGAGAGGAUGGAGGCCCUUGCUGAGCAGUGGAGGCACCUGCACGCCAGGAGGGCCCAGCUGAAAGCCCACGUGGUGAGGUCUGGGAGCACUGUAAAGGAGAACGAAAGGCUGCGGACCCAAGCUCUGAAGAAAGCCAGAGAAGAGAAAGAGCAGAACACAAAAAAGGAGAGUGAGCUCUUGGGGGCUAAGAGGGAACUGGAAGCCCUCACAAAACAGCACCAGAAACUCUCCAAAAAAUUGGUGAAGUACUCCCUGUUCAAGCGGUACCUGGAGAAUGUGGUGGAGAAUUCACAGUUUCGGGACAUCGAGGACAUCAUUUCCUUCUACAAGGCGCUGGUGAGGACACGCAAGGAUGUGGUGCAGUCCCAGUGGGGACACAGACAGCUGACGGAGCAGGCCACGGUGCUGCUGCAGCAGCUCAGGGCGGAAAGGGAAGCUGAGGCGCUGCAGGGCAGGAAUGAGCUGGUGCAGCUCCAAGAAUCUCUUGACCGUGCUCGGAGUGACAUCCUGCAGUGGGAGGGUCGCUGGGCCGAGCUCCAGGACAGGGCUGCUCGGAAAGCCGUGGAGCUGAAGUCCCUCAGCAUGGCCAUCCACAGCCUCUUCCAGGCCGCCAGCACACAGCUCCAGCCAAAGGGCAAGGUGGCAGCUGGUGACAGCCACAGGCAGCUGGACAUGAUCCAGCAGUUUAUCCACGACCUCCAUGACUUCACGGAGGACAUGAAGAGCCGCAGCCAACCUCAGUGA
Corvus hawaiiensis (hawaiian crow) is the source of this 924-nucleotide messenger RNA. It is a transcript of the gene CCDC42, whose product is annotated as coiled-coil domain containing 42. The record is from RefSeq and is a predicted model, not a curated record. NCBI's taxonomy places the organism in Eukaryota, Metazoa, Chordata, Aves, Passeriformes, Corvidae. Gene Ontology annotation, biological process: spermatid development. The coding region runs from base 1 to 924 and encodes 307 amino acids. The transcript is spliced from 7 exons.